AUGGAGCGCUCUCAGGGAGAGGGCUCCAGCCCCAGCCCCAUGGACCAGCCCUCUGCUCCCUCCGACCCCCCAGACCAACCGCCUGCGGCUCACGCGAAGCUGGACCCGGACUCCGGGCUCCCACCUGCUGGCCCUGGCGCGAGGAGUGAGGCGCUGGCGGUCCUGACUUCGUUCGUGCGGCGCUUGUUGGUACUGGUGCCAGUGUACCUGGCUGGAGCAGCAGGACUCAGCGUGGGUUUCGUGGUUUUCGGCCUCGCCCUCUAUCUGGGCUGGCGCCGGGUCCGAGAUGAGAAAGAACGCAGUCUCCGGGCGGCGAGACAGCUACUGGACGACGAGGAGCGGCUCACGGCCAAAACGCUGUACCUGAGCCAGCGAGAGCUACCUGCCUGGGUCAGCUUCCCAGAUGUGGAAAAGGCUGAAUGGCUAAACAAGAUUGUAGCCCAGGUCUGGCCCUUCCUGGGACAGUACAUGGAAAAGCUUCUGGCUGAAACUGUGGCACCAGCUGUUCGGGGAUCUAAUCCCCAUCUGCAAACAUUUACAUUCACACGAGUGGAACUGGGAGAAAAGCCAUUGCGCAUCAUAGGAGUAAAGGUCCACCCUAACCAAAGAAAAGAUCAGAUCCUGCUGGAUUUGAACAUCAGCUAUGUAGGUGAUGUGCAGAUUGAUGUGGAAAUAAAGAAGUAUUUCUGCAAAGCAGGAGUCAAGGGCAUGCAGCUACAUGGCAUCUUGCGGGUGAUUCUCGAGCCACUCAUGGGAGACCUUCCUAUUGUGGGGGCUGUGUCAAUGUUCUUUAUCCGACGCCCGACUCUAGACAUCAACUGGACAGGGAUGACCAACCUGCUGGAUAUCCCAGGACUUAGCUCUCUGUCUGACACUAUGAUCAUGGAUUCCAUCGCUGCCUUCCUUGUGUUGCCCAACCGACUGUUGGUGCCUCUCGUGCCUGACCUUCAUGAUGUAGCCCAGUUGCGCUCUCCUCUGCCCAGGGGCAUUAUUCGGAUUCACCUGCUGGCUGCUCGAGGGCUGAGUUCCAAGGACAAAUAUGUGAAAGGCCUGAUUGAGGGCAAGUCAGACCCCUAUGCACUUGUGCGUGUGGGAACCCAGACAUUCUGCAGUCGUGUCAUCAAUGAGGAGCUCAACCCUCAGUGGGGAGAGACUUACGAGGUGAUAGUACACGAGGUCCCGGGACAGGAGAUUGAAGUGGAGGUGUUUGACAAGGAUCCAGAUAAGGAUGAUUUUCUGGGCAGAAUGAAGCUGGAUGUAGGGAAGGUGUUACAAGCUGGAGUACUGGAUGACUGGUACCCUCUACAAAGCGGCCAAGGCCAAGUUCACUUAAGGUUAGAAUGGCUGUCACUUUUGCCAGAUGCAGAGAAACUGGAGCAGGUUCUACAGUGGAAUCGGGGAGUCUCCUCUAAACCAGAGCCUCCUUCAGCUGCCAUCCUAGUUGUCUACCUGGAUCGAGCCCAGGAUCUUCCUCUGAAGAAGGGGAACAAGGAGCCCAACCCCAUGGUACAGCUGUCAGUUCAAGAUGUGACCCAGGAGAGCAAGGCUGUCUACAACACCAACAGCCCAGUGUGGGAAGAAGCUUUCCGCUUCUUUCUGCAGGAUCCUCGCAGCCAGGAGCUUGAUGUUCAGGUGAAGGACGACUCCAGAGCCUUGACAUUAGGGGCGCUGACUCUGCCUCUCGCCCGCCUGCUCACUGCCUCAGAACUCACCCUGGAUCAGUGGUUCCAGCUCAGCAACUCUGGCCCAAACUCCAGGCUCUACAUGAAACUGGUCAUGCGGAUCCUUUACUUGGAUUCAUCACAAAUCUGCUUCCCCAUGAUGCCUGGCACGGCUGGGCCUUGGGAGCUAGACAGUGAAAGCCCCCCAGCAGGCAGCAGUGUAGAUGUUCCGCCUCGGCCCUGUCACACUACCCCCGACAGCCACUUUGGGACUGAGAAUGUGCUUCGGAUUCAUGUGUUAGAGGCCCAGGACCUGAUUGCCAAAGACCGUUUCUUGGGGGGAUUGGUGAAGGGCAAGUCAGACCCCUAUGUCAAACUAAAGCUGGCAGGACGAAGCUUCCGAAGCCGUGUCGUUCGGGAAGAUCUCAACCCUCGCUGGAAUGAGGUUUUUGAGGUGAUCGUCACAUCAAUUCCAGGCCAAGAGUUAGAGGCUGAGGUCUUUGACAAGGACUUGGACAAGGAUGACUUUCUGGGCAGAUGUAAAAUGAGUCUCACCACAGUCCUAAAUAGUGGCUUCCUGGAUGAGUGGCUGACUCUGGAGGACGUCCCAUCUGGCCGCCUGCACUUGCGCCUGGAGCGUCUGACCCCUCGGCUCACUACUGCUGAUUUAGAGGAGGUGCUGCAGGUGAAUAGCCUGAUUCAGACACAGAAGAGUGCGGAGCUGGCAGCAGCCUUGCUGUCUGUCUAUCUGGAGCGGGCAGAGGACCUACCACUCCGAAAAGGCACCAAGCCUCCCAGCCCUUAUGCUACUCUUACUGUGGGGGACACGACUCAUAAAACUAAGACUGUUUCCCAGUCUUCAGCCCCUGUGUGGGAUGAGAGCACCUCCUUUCUCAUCAGGAAGCCACACACCGAGAGCCUGGAGCUGCAGGUGCGGGGUGAGGGGACAGGCACCCUGGGCUCAUUAUCGCUGCCCUGUUCGGAGCUCCUGGAGGCCGAGGGGCUCUGCCUGGACCGAUGGUUCACACUCACCAAUGGCCAGGGGCAGGUGCUACUGAGAGCACAGCUAGGGAUCCUAGUGUCCCAGCACUCAGGCGUGGAAGCCCACAGCCACAGUCACAGCUUCUCCUCUCUGGCCGAGGAGCCAGAGCUCUGGGGAAGACUCCCUCAUGCCACCACCUCAGCCCCAGAGCUCCGACAGCGCCUCGUCCACGGUGACGGCCCCCCUGAGGCAACUGUUGGACCCCUGGGCCAGGUGAAGCUGACUGUGUGGUACUACGGUGAGGAGCGAAAGUUGGUCAGCAUUGUCCACAGCUGCCGAGCCCUUCGGCAAAAUGGACGGGACCCCCCUGACCCCUAUGUUUCACUGUUGCUACUGCCAGACAAGAACCGAGGCACCAAGAGGAAGACCUCUCAGAAGAAGAGGACCCUGAAUCCUGAAUUCAAUGAACGGUUUGAGUGGGAAAUGCCCAUGGACGAGGUGUUCAGGCGAAAGCUGGAUGUCUCAGUGAAGUCUAGUUCCUCCUUCAUGUCCAGAGAGCGUGAGCUUCUAGGGAAGGUGCAGCUGGAUCUGACUGAGAUUGACCUCUCUCAGGGUGCAGCCCAAUGGUAUGACCUUCUGGAUGACAAGGACAAGGGCAGCUCCUAGAAGCUGGCAGUGACCAGCCUGACCCCACUCCAUUUCUUGCCUUGCCUCUCACCAUGUCCACAUCAAUGCGAUGAACCCAAAGCUAGGGCCUCAGGGCUGAGCCUGUGUCCUCUGGCCCUUUUGCCCUCAGGCCCAUACUGUGGCCUUUGCCUAACCAAAGAGAAGGGCCCUGUGUUCUCCUUUACUGUCCAGCCUUCAUCUUCAGGCUCUUGGGGCAGGGCCUGAGCUGGCUAUUUCCUCCUCUGCUUGCACACUGUUCUCCCAAGUCUCCAGGGCCUCAUACCUGUGCCUGGCCACUGGCAGCACUAGCAGUGGCAUUAGCUUACGCCAAAUAGAUUCUGAUGGGGCAGCUUCCUACCUACUGUGAGCAGUCAGUGGGUGGACAUGUGUGGAAAGAAGACAGCUAAGCUCCUGAGCUGUGAGCCUCUUGCCCUACUGCAUGUAGCAAACAUACAGCGAAUUAGGCAUGUCCAGUUCUGUCCCCACCUUCAUUGAGCAUGUCCUGAAAACACAACUGCUAUGAUGACAGCCCUGAUGGUGAAUCAGGAACACUUCCAUUCUACCUAAACCUUCAGGUGUGGAUGUGGAGCCUUGGAGGCCUUGGAGGACUCAGGACAGCAAAGCCAAUGUUUUUGUCCAAGUGCCUGAGUUAUAAACUCACUGACUAGAACUGAAUCUGAUACUUUUGCACCUACUCUGUCAAUCCAUUGUAUCUUAUAUUAAACGUUAUACUCAAA
Messenger RNA from Cavia porcellus (domestic guinea pig), 4046 nucleotides. RefSeq names its product extended synaptotagmin 1 (gene Esyt1). Bases 1 to 3309 code for a protein of 1102 amino acids. Gene Ontology annotation, cellular component: extrinsic component of cytoplasmic side of plasma membrane; endoplasmic reticulum membrane. The transcript has 31 exons. Gene Ontology annotation, molecular function: calcium ion binding; calcium-dependent phospholipid binding; phosphatidylethanolamine binding. Gene Ontology annotation, biological process: lipid transport. The record is from RefSeq and is a predicted model, not a curated record. Lineage: Eukaryota; Metazoa; Chordata; Mammalia; Rodentia; Caviidae.